AUGGCCAUGGCAGUUGCUUCUCUUGGCGUCCCUCUCCGUCCCCUCUCCCUCUCUUCUCCAUCCUCAGCUCUGUUCCAGUCACGCCACUCCUUCGCCAAGUGUCUCGCAUCAAAACAAAACGCACCACUGCAACUCCAACAAGUGAAAUCCAGAGACAAAAAACAAAUCACUUUACACUCCUUCUCUCCACUCCCAUUGCUCUGCGCCGCCGCUCUUUUACCCGGAGGUGAAGCCGUGAGUUCCGUUUUUGGGCCUUUCGUUGAGCUUGUGAAGUCGUGGAAUCUUCCAGACUGGCUCGUCCAUUGGGGUCACCCUGCCAACAUGGCUGUUGUGCUGUUUGCCAUGGGUGGCUAUGGCACCUAUCUCGGUUUUCGGAUUCGUUAUUCUGAUAAUGUGGAGGAAAAGGCUAAGGCUAAGGAUUUACACCCGAAGCUUUUAGCUGGUAUGUUUUUCUUCUUUGCUCUUGGAGCUACUGGGGGAAUAACAGCUCUACUCACUUCUGAUAAACCCAUUUUUGAGAGUCCUCAUGCUGUCACAGGCGUGAUUGGCCUCGCUUUAUUGACAAUACAAACUAUAUUGCCCUCACUCUUUGAGGGAAAUCCUGGACUAAGGAAUGUUCAUGGUAUCUUGGGUAGUGGUAUCAUGACACUUUUUCUAGUUCAUUUUGCUCUUGGACUUCAGUUAGGCUUUAGUUUCUAA
Messenger RNA from Sphenostylis stenocarpa, 699 nucleotides. Lineage: Eukaryota; Viridiplantae; Streptophyta; Magnoliopsida; Fabales; Fabaceae. The record is from the annotation of a GenBank genome assembly.